CGUGGGUGCCGGCGGCGGCGGCGGCGGGACGCGGGCGCGGACACCGGAGCGGCGGCCUCGGCGCUGCUGGCGGCCGAGCGCCCCGCGGAGGUGAGGGGCGGGCUGCCCGGAGGGAUCGGAGGAGGAGACAGGUCGGCAGGCGCGGAUGCAGUGGCUGCCCACGCGGCGCUGGGCAGGCAGAGCCGUGGGCGCGUGGCGGUCCGAGUGGGGCACGGCUCCGAGCAGUGGGAGUGUGCCGGUGGGUCCGUGGUCGAACUUUGUCUCCGCCGUAGCGUCGAUCUCCGCGAGCGCGAUCCGAUACCCCGGAUGCACAGGCCCUGAGGCUUCUGGAUCCUCCAAGGACCAGCUAAAAGUAUGAGAAAUCACCAAGGUCUCAUGGAGCCCACAGCACUGCCCGCCCUGAGAAGUGCUGGAAGCUGGGUUUAUCCCCAGGCCGGAGGACCUGUUUUUCCUGUUUCCUGAAGAAUUCCCUGCAUCCUGGUCCAGGCCUAUGCAUUCAUGAAUGAGAAACCUGAGCAGGCUCUGAACAUCCUGACUGUGAGAGCAGGGGCUGGUCAGAAACAGAUUGGUGGACUGCAUCUGGCCCUCAGGAUGUAGUGUGCCUGCCCCUGUUGUGAAGUUUUAAAGGGCAAUGGCCACAGGCCCGGGCCGCUGGAACAGCACCGUCAAUGACACCUGGGGUGGGGACGAGCUGGGCUACAAGUGCCGCUUCAAUGAGGACUUCAAGUACGUGCUGCUGCCUGUGUCCUACGGUGUGGUGUGUGUGCUCGGGCUGUGUCUCAACGCCGUGGCGCUCUACAUCUUCCUGUGCCGCCUCAAGACCUGGAACGCGUCCACCACGUACAUGUUCCACCUGGCCGUGUCCGAUGCGCUGUACGCAGCCUCCCUGCCGCUGCUGGUCUAUUACUACGCCCGUGGGGACCACUGGCCCUUCAGCAUAGUGCUCUGCAAGCUGGUGCGCUUCCUCUUCUACACCAACCUUUACUGCAGCAUCCUCUUCCUCACGUGCAUCAGCGUGCACCGAUGCCUGGGGGUCCUGCGCCCGCUGCGCUCGCUGCGCUGGGGCCGGGCCCGCUAUGCCCGCCGGGUGGCAGCUGCCGUGUGGGUGCUGGUGCUGGCUUGCCAGUCACCCGUGCUCUACUUCGUCACCACCAGCGCGCGUGGCGGCCGCAUUACCUGCCACGACACCUCAGCACCCGAGCUCUUCAGCCAGUUCGUGGCCUACAGCUCUGUCAUGCUGGGCCUGCUCUUCGCAGUGCCCUUUGCCAUCAUCUUGGUCUGUUACGUGCUUAUGGCUCGGCGGCUGUUGAAGCCAGCCUACGGGACCUCGGGAGGCCUGCCGCGGGCCAAGCGCAAGUCGGUGCGCACCAUUGCCGUGGUGCUGGCUGUCUUCGCCCUCUGCUUCCUGCCUUUCCAUGUCACCCGCACCCUCUACUACUCCUUCCGCUCCCUGGACCUCAGCUGCCACACCCUCAAUGCCAUCAACAUGGCUUACAAGAUCACCCGGCCGCUGGCCAGUGCCAACAGUUGCCUUGACCCCGUGCUCUACUUCCUGGCUGGGCAGAGGCUUGUGCGCUUUGCCCGAGAUGCCAAGCCACCCACAGACCCCACUGCUACUACCCCAGCUCGCCGCAGACGGGGCCUGCACAGGUUGGACAGGACUGACAUCAAGAGGACAAAAGAUGUGUCGAGCAGCAGUGAGGACUCUAGGCGGACAGAGUCCAUGGCAGCUGGUGGUGAGAACACUAAGGACAUCCGGCUGUAGGACCUGAACCCCUGGCGCCUGUGCAAGUUUAUAUUGGGGGUGGGGGGAGUGGGGAGGCUGUGGGGACUAGGAUUUCUUCCAUUGGGAUAGUCUCCCUAGAUAUGCCCCAUUAGUGACUCAUGCCUGAUGGUCAAGGGAGCCGUGACCUCAACGCUCUGUCAUUUGGCAGAAUGUUCUCUGCAGUCCAGAGAUCUUAACAGUCCCUACAACCCCAGUCACCAUUUGUAUGUGUAAGUUGGGGAAUAAGGCUUCGUGAAAGGCAAGGGUAAGGGGCCGAUGCUGCCCCUGGCCUGACUCCCACAUAAUUAGCUGUCUGUGCCCAGCAAGGUAUCUAGGCUGGAGCCCAGCCUGAUCGAGUCAAAUGGAGAAACAGACGCAGAGAAGAAAGUGACCUACCAAGGUCACAUAGUCUGGGCCUGAGCUACCUGGGAGGGGUGGAGUUUCAGGGUGAUCAGAGGACCCUGGUAAGGAGCCAGAGCUGAGCCGGAGCUUCCCAUGGAGCGGUCAAGGGCAGGUCUAGAUGCCACAGUGGACACACCUCUGAGGAGCAUCCCCAUCCCUAGAGGUGACUGUAACAUUUGGGAGCUGAUGUCAUAAACUCAUCUGGAGGCUUCCCGAGCCUGGGAGCCAGUUAGAGGCUGCAACUUCUACCGAAGGUGUUGUUGCCUGCCGUGUUGUGCUCUAUUGUGUGGUUUGAGGAUGAGGAUACAGUCUAAGAAGCUCUUACCAUCCACACUGGAGUUCUUUCUCCAACCUCUACUCUUCUGCCACCUGCCUUCCCGCUAGCUGCCUCAGUGGUAGUUUCACAUCAGGGAUCCUCUUUCCAGACCUCUUUCCAGGACAUCCCUUACUUUAGAGCCAAGUGGCUUUGGUGCCUGGCUCUGCUGAGUGCAGAUAGGAGUCAGAUGGGGUCCUGUCCUUGGGAUUCCCUAGUUUAGGGAUUAAUGGCUAUGAACAGCCAUGUGCUGGUAAAUGUGAAACCAUCUAACUGGCUUUCCAGGGGGUGAGGGGAACCCCUUAUCUGUAGCAUUGCUAAUUGCCAUGGUGCAGAUACUCUUGCCUUGGCCAAUUUCAGACCAGUAAUGUGAUGUCAGCCUCCUUGCAAAAUUCCUGAAAAUUUAACAAUUGGCUCUUGCAAGCAGGUCCAACAUGCUCCAUCGCACCACUGGAUAAUGUUGAGUGACUGGAGGUAUGGACCAGCAUGUGAGAGAGGCUUCCUGGGACACACUCCUGAACUGUAGCUUCUGAGAAAAGCAGUUUAUCGGAGAAGAACAUCCAGGUGCAGGGUACAUCCUGGGCAAAGACAUGGGGGCAGGAAAGCAGGGUAUGCAGGAAGUGGAAGUAGGCUGGGCAGCCGGUGCUCAGUCUCAAGGCAGGAAUGAGGCUGGGAGUGGGUCACCAGGCUAACAAGUCAGGGCUCCUUCCUUGCCUUUACCUGAGGUCUCCUUUGCACUGGGGCUAAGUAUGGGAGAGAUUCGCUUCUCUUCCUGUCCCAUCCUCUGCCUCCUGGGAAAAUCCUGCUAUAUGGCAUAAUAGUUGGUGCUCAGACUGGCUCAGGGUGAGGUAGAUCUUUCUCACCUGUGACAGAUUCUAGGUCCAGCCAGGACCACUGUGGAGGUUUGUGGAGCUGAGCUGGACAGGGACCAGCUCAGCCUUGGGGCAAAGCUAACAGGUCUCAUUUUUUUUUUUAAUAUUUUAUUUAUUUUUGAGAGAGCACAAGCAGGGGAAGGGCAGAGAGAGAGGGACAGAGGAUCCAAAGUAGGCUCCGUGCUGACAACAACGAGCCCAAUGUGGAGCUCGAACGCACGAACCACCAUCAUGGCCUGAGCCCAAGUCAGACACUCAACCGACUGAGCCACCCAGGAGCCCCUGACAGGUCUCAUUCUUAAUCUCAAACAUAAAGACCUACUCCCUCUCCCUCGGGGAGACCCCCUUUCCCUAUAGGCCCACUCUGCCUGAGAGAAGAUUCUUCCCUUCACUCCACAUCUUCCUGUCUCCUGUGACCUCUUCACCCUUUCCACUCUGUCAGAACGAGGCACUCCCAGGGGUUGCUCUAUUUAGAAUCUAGUUCCACACAGCUCCUUCAUGCAACAGGGACCCAUCACAAGCCAUGACCCAACCAAUUACUCUGCAUGGUGCAACGUGGGUGUCCUGUUCAAGUAAUGUGAAAUGCUCACCUCCCACAUUCUAGGUUCUAUAUUUCUGUUCAUAUAACCAGAGUCCCUAUGAGCUUUUUUGUGACUACUUCUUACAGACUGACCUUGAGCCAACCUUUCCUGCAGUCCCAAGCCUAUCUCCUUCCUACCAGCUGCUGCUGAGGCUGAACCCCAUUCUAGUUUAUAGGAAGCCCCUACCCAGGUAAGAUUACACCCAAAGGUGUAAAUGCUGGGCUCUGAUUGCCUCAGCCCUGCUUAGACCAGAGGCAGGAGGUUAUACAUCACGAUUUGGGGGCUCCCGAGUGUGCAUCUCUGGUUGGGGGUAGGGCAGUGGCCACCACAGGCUCAAGUUCCCUUAGUCCCCAUUCCUUUUGUGUCCUGCCUACCUACCCUACCAGCAGCUUCCCUGGAGACCCUGAGGACCCAGGGCCCUGCAGCACAUGGAACCAACACUACGGCAUAGCACCAGGAAGCCUUCCUUGAAUCAGCUGCCUGUACAUUUCCAAGGACAUAGGACCUAGGGGAAAGGAGGGCCAUAUUCACCUUCUAAUCCAGUGGCAGACACUGGUGGGGUGGGGAAUGGAGACCCUAAGGGAACCGGGGACAGGCCAGGGUCUUGCCCCUGGACCCCAGUCAGAUUGCCUGACCCCUCAACGUGGACGUCUGGCCCUGCUGCUAGGCCUUCACCUAGUGGGUGAGGUUCCUGGCCCUCCCGCCUUGUGCUAUUUUCAGCCCACGUAAGAACAGGAUUUUCCACUCCCAGCCCCAGACCAUUGUCCAGUAGUGACGUGGGGGGACCUGCCCACUCUCAAAAUAUCUCCUCUUACUCUCUGGGCCUCCCUGCCACCUCCCAACCACCCCACCUCCUCACCCUGACAUCACUUCCUGGGGCUGUUGACUCUUGAAGGCCACUGUGAAAGGGCACAGCCACCUGACAGGGACCCCAGGGAUUAUCCAGCCCAGCUGUAGAGUUGAGAGGGGCGGGGCCUUGCCCAAGGUCACUCAGCAGGUCAGUGUGGCGCCUGGAUGUGUGCCAGGGGCUCAGGCUGUCCCUGCUGGCCUGUUCCCUUUAGUACAGGUCGGUGCCUUUGUGGGAUUCCUGCCAUCACCCACAGUCCCCCAGCCCUUCCCACCCUGGUGGACGGAACUGGUGGAUGGAGCUGUGGCACUGAGGCCAGGGACAUAGGACAGGAGUGGGGGGCAAUAGCAAUAGGUGGGGGGAAGAGCAAUAGCAAUAGGUGGGGGGAAGAGCAAAGGCCUGCUGUCCUGCCUGCAGCAACUAUUCUCAAUGAGCUCAGUGCAUCUAGGGCAGAGGCCCUGGCACACAGCGGGUCUCUGCCAUGGCUGGCUGGUGUCUCAGGGCCCAGGAGAAGUUAGGCCACCAGAGCUACCCCUCUGCCACCACUCUUGUCACGGCAGGUUUGGGCUGCUCUGUUCUAGCACAUGAGGAUGGGAACUCCUGUAUUAACCCAUGUCCCAGGCACUGUGCCAGACCCUCUCGUAUCUAUUAUUUAUCCCUUGCCACAACUGUGUGAAAUAGACAUUAUUUAUCCCCAUUUAGCAGAUAAGGGGACAGGCUCCGAGAAGGGAGGCCUUGCUGUGGGUUAUAUAGGCAGCAAGUGAAUGAGUCAAGAUUGAGCCCAGGUCCCUCAGAUGCCCAGAUUCGUUCCUUUUCCAGUAUCCCAUACCACUUGUAACCCCUGUAGAGUGGGAGGGUCUGUAAGUAACCCUUCAUGUGACUCAAGGGAGAGAGACAAUAUAGCAACGAAGGGGUUAAGAGCACAGAUUCGAUGCCCAUGCCACCUCUGUUUGAGUGUUGUCUCCUCUUCCUCCAACUGUGGCACUUUGCUCAAAGUACUUAAUCUUGCAGGGCCUCAGUUUUCUCAUUUCCGAAAAGAGAUACUACCUGCCACGUGGGGCACUGGGUCAAUAUACAUGAACACUUAGAACAGUACCUGGCACAUGGUGAGCAUUUACAUGCCAGGCACUGUGCCAAGGUGAUACGGAGGCAAACCGGCCGGACCCUGCCCUCAUGGAGUUGACAUAAUUUAAUAUAUAACCAUACCAGGAUAAAUUAUUUGAAGGAAAGGAAUGUCCAGCCAGUGAGCAACAGUGGGCCUCCGAUGGCCAAGGCUUCACCAGGAUGUGGGAAGAGGAAAGCAGGUCUAUCCUGGGAUAAGGUGUGGGACCCCCCCUCUCCCCUGCUUGGAGCUCGUUGGCCUUCAGGCCCACGGGCCUGUGUGUGUUUACAGAACCUUAUCCCUCUGCCAGGCUGGGAGAGGGCAGCAGGGAAAAGGGGGAGGGGGAGGGACGGGGCAGGAUGCCCUUGCUGUAAAGCUUCUAGAGCCAGCUUCUAUGGACUAGAGAGCUCCAGCUCACCCAUGGCACCAGGCUUAGCCGUUUCUGCCUAACUGGUGGUGACUGUCAUGGGGUGCUGUAGCUUCUUGGUUCAACCAAGAGCCUGGAGACCCAAGGUGGCAGGACUGACUGGGAGCUAGGCCAGAACAGGCAAUGAAUAGGCAACUUUUGCUGUGUGACCGGAGGCCACCUGCCUGCCCUCUCUGGGUCACUGUCUGAAGCCCUUACCUCCCAUGUUCCAGUUCUCUCUGUCUCAGGGCACUAGCUACCUAGAUCUUCAGCAAAGGCACAACGAACAGCUGCUCCCCCAGGCAUUCCCCCAAGGGCCCUGGGCUCUCUGUUCUGAGGACUAGAGUUGGGGCAGCAAGACUCCCCUGGCAUCAAGUGACAAGAGAGGUACAGCGCCUCCCUUGGCACCCUGCAGUGGCUUGGAGUGGAGCUGGUCCAAUGUCUGAUGUCCCUGCCUCCUGUGAGGUGGACGGUGGAGUCUGACCAGGAGUAACUAAGCAGUAGGCUGAGAGAUGUGUUUGCCUUUCCAAGGGGUGUGUGCUGGUGGGAUGUGGGGGGGGGGGGGGGGGAACGAGCCCCAGAAGCCAACUUCUCAUCCUCCUCUGCCCUAUAUGCCAUGUGACUUGGUAUACAUCCCUUCUCCUCUCUGGGCCUCAGUUUCCCCAUCUGCCGUGGGGCUUGGCUCCACCCAGCCACUCUUCCUCCAGCACAGGCUUCCUGAGCUUGCCUCUGUCUUGGCUCCAGCUCAGCCAGGUGUCCAGACUCAGUCCUGUCCCAGCCAGGAACAAUGGGCCAGGCUGGGCCAGUCACUCAUGGGCCCCAAACUCAGUCCCCAAGGGCUUACCCUGGACUAUUUUCAGACCUUGGAGAUGGAAUCAGAAAAGGAUUUUCCACUCUCAGCACAAUGGCUGCCCCGGACCAUUGUCUAGCAGUGACCAGGGGAUCCAUCUGCCCAAAAAUACCUUCCCUGCUCCUACCUUCUGGGCCUCUGCCUCCUGUUCCUCACCUCCCUGCAUUGACAUGGCUUCCUGGGGCUGUUAACUCCUGAAGGCUGUUGUGAAACAGCAUGUUGAGUCCCCUGGUAGACAUGACCAGUUGGAAUCAGUUUUCCCUCCCGGCAGGGACCCCAGGGAUUAUUUAUUAGCAGAUAAGAGAUGAGAGACCGAGAGAGAGAGCUAUGCCUUUCACUAGGUCACACAGCAGUCAGCAUGGAGACUAGAUGUGAGGCCAAGGCUUUCUGUCUGCUUCUGCUGCCUCUGCUGCCCUCAUUAGCACUGGUCUGCCCCAUCUGAGAGCUCACCUUGGAAGGUCACAGGUGGACAUGCUGCAAAGAGGCCUGGGUGACAUGGGUGAGAGGGGGUGCACCUUGGAGCUCCCUAUUCAGUCCUAUUUUUACCAAACGUGGCUUUAGCUUGCCCUGAACUCAGGUUACCAAGUUGCAGCUCUGGGGAAAGAAGAAGACUGGGGGACACAGGGAAGGUGAGGCCGGAGGAGGGUUCUGGCCCAGCUUGGCCUUCACCAGCUCUGUGACCACAAAUUCAAUUUCUCCAUCUGUAAAAUGGAACUGAUAAUAUUUCUUUUCCCAGAGUACUGAAUAGUGAGGCACAAACACACAACUAUUUUAUUUUCUUCCUAUCAGUACUGCCUACUCAAUGAUGUCUAAUUUCCCUUUCCCAUCCAUAAACUGCAUUUUUGGCAAACUCCAAAACUUUGAGUCACUUUUGAGUAACAAAGUUCAUUCCAGCUUAAGGUUCUAAUCCCUACUUAAAUUAAUGCUCACUCCUCUUCUUCCCCAGUGCUGGGAGGACCCUCCUCACCCCUCCUUUGGGUCCCUCUCUCCUCCAGGUGUUGGGCAAGGUAAGGAGGAAAGGGACCAGUAUAUCCUCCCCAGGACUGCCACAGUUCUUUCUUGCCAUCCUGGCUUCUCUGGCCAUCAGUGCCCCUGCGCAUGGAGCCCUCCAAACACCAGCCCACACACCUUUGUAAAAGAGUCUCUUCAUUCGCCCACUCUGAGUGUGCCCCGUCUUUCCUGCCGAGACUGUAACUCAUACACCCUAGUUUCCUUGAGUGACUUUCCUAAAGCACCCCUCACCUGGCUUGGUUGAGAACUCACAACAGCAGAAAUGUUUUCAAGUUCAUGGAGCCCAGUGUUCAGCUUAUAGAAUCAGCAUGGAGGGGGGGUGGGUAGAGGGUUAGGUUAAUAAACUCUGAGAAGGUGUCUGACCCCAAUUGUUUUCAGGUUUCUUUCGAAAGUCAGGCAUUUUACCCCUCUGUAUCCUUAGAUUUAUGUCCUAGAGCCAAAUUCCAAAUCAGCAGCCACAUGAAAAGUCCCACCUCAUUGUGGGAUUAACUGUUAGACCAGCCUUUGUGACCAAAGCAAUUGCAAAAUGUGGGGGAGGAAAGUCAAAGCCUAUUGCAUGGGUCACCACACAGCCUGUGCUAAUGUGUAUGUGUGUGCGUUUAUGCCUGUGUUGAGUUGUCGCAUCUGUGUUUGAGGUAGGGCUGAGGUGGGAAGGGCAGUACCAUAGACACCAAGAAGAUACCUGGAGACAGAAGGGCUUUGGGUUGGUGGCCACUCCGGAGGAAGUAGAGGGAGGAGGAGGGGCUACCAGGAGGUCAAACUAAUGGACGUAUACAGGCUUGGGGAUGGCCCGAAGAGAUGGGGAGUGGGGAGAGGAUCCAGCUGCUAGCUCUCUGAACCCCUUCACUUCCCUCAUUCCCCAUUCUUCUUUCUUUCCUCAGCUCCCCUCCCUCCAUACUCCCCAUUUUCCUCCUCCUUUUGCUCCCUGUUCCCAGAAUUCCUGCUAACAGAGAGAAGCAAAUGGGGCAGGACAGAGCAACAGACUCAUUCCUUCAUUCUUGAGCACUGGCUCACCUCCCUUCUCCGCCACUGUGCUUAGGAUUCUGUAGGUCCCCAGUUUGUGGAUGCUGCUCUGCUGCCCCCUGGUGGCCAGAGCUGGCUGCAGAGGCAGGAAUGGGGGCUGAGGUCGGGACCUUCACCUGUGGAGGAGAAGAAAAUGAUCCUGCUGGCAGCCAGGAUGUUGGAGAGUGCAAGGUGGGGGGUAGGACUGAGAAUUUAAACAGGGAACACAGUUUACAAAACACCCUGACUUGCAAAACAGGUAACAGUGCUUGUUCAAUCCGUGAUGUUUAUCUCAUCCUAUCUAAACUCACACUUAUAAACACCUAUGGACUGAGACUCACAAGUUCCCAGAGAAAACCACAGACAAAUUGAUCUAAUAGUAACACUCCUUGAGGACUCCUGUAUUCUCAGCACAGGAUUGCUGACUGUUCCAGUAACUCCCUGCUCUGCAAAUUCAAUCUCUGCCACAGAACUAUCCUUUGAACUCCAGCCCCCCACAAUCCCAUGAGCACUCUUCUUUAACUGCCCCCCUUUGGAGACACCCCAGGGAUCCCCCAGUGUGAAGCCUUUGCUGCAGCAAAUAAUAAGCCCAUCCUUGUUGGCUACAGGUGUGUUUCUGGUGGCGCAGGCUGACCAGCACUGACCAGAGGUUCCUGGGUGAAAGAGUGAGAGCGGGUGACAUUUCAGCUCUCCAUUCCAGCCUAUCCACUCCCAUAGACUCUCAGGGACUGUCCCAUCUACAGCCCUACAGCCCCUAGCUGACCCAUCAUGGUGCACCCUGGCACCAGGACAAAGUGCCGGACCGUGGGAGUUUUAUUCCCUCUGAGGAAGCUCACUGUGUGCAGCUGUUGGCUUUUGUAAAGGCAAGACUGAGGGGCAGACACAGCUGCUCCUUCAGGGAUGCUGACUUGGCCCGCUCUGGUUCUACCAGGAUUGGGGGGGGGGGGCACCUGAGGGUAGUGCUAUGAUGUCCUCUGGCCUUGAGUGUCCCUUUGACCUCCUGCUUACCUUCAAGGCCCCAGGUGGGGUUCCCCACCUUCACUGGCUGUCAGGAAGACCCCCAAGCUCUGGAUCUGAGGAUACAACUGAGUGUUUGGGAGAGGGGCUAGAGGCUCUCUUAAGGGGCAUGCAGAUCUGGGGCUGGACUCCAGGCCCUGAGGACCAGCCCCUCCUUCCAGUCUGGGAGCUCUUGUGAAGGGAAGCCAGAAUCUUCUCCCCUCUCUAAGGGUGGAAACUCUGAAAAGAUCUGCAUCUGCCCCUCCAAGAGUCCCCUCUGCACCUCCCUAACACCCUGACAUCAUUUGCACUCUCUCUCCCACCUCCAGGGACAGGGAGUUCACUCUUUCCUAGGCAUCCCCUUCCCCUUUGGGAGAGUCCUCCUCACAGGAGCCCUGUCUCCCAGCUUGGCCUAAGGGUAACACAGCAUAUUUGCCCUCCGCCCAGGGCAGCCAUUGGAAGGGUAUGACCAAGACUCUGACUUGGCCCUUCUCCAAGCUGGUGCCCCCAGCCCCCUGCCCUGCCCCAUUCCAAUGCCUCCACUCCACCAGAGACUGUGAUGCCCCUAGAAAUCCUUGCCUCCUCGAAUGGUAGCCUCUAAGACUAGACUCCAUCCCCCUGGGAGGUAUAACCCAGCUCAGCUGGUCCUCUGGGAGCUUUCAUCCUAGUAGGAAAAGACAGAGGUCUUUGUCUAUUUUGGUCACUAAUUUAUCUCCCAUGCUGAGAAUAGUGCCUGGCACAUAGUAGGUACACAACAUUUACCUGAAAUAAUGAAUAAAAUAAAUGAAUGACUGAGGUCCACAGUGAGGUAUAAGUGAGAUAAAUUGUGUAGACUGUUUUGCAAAAUAUCUAGUACUAGUGGGUACUCAUUAUAGGUAAUUCCUUUCCUUUGCAAAACAAGUCAAAUUAAUUAUUUCAUGUAAGUUUCACAAUGGCUCUUUGAGGCAAGAACAUUAUUAUUGAUUCAUUCAUCCAUUUAUCCAACAAAUAUUUACCAAGAGCCUACUAUAUCCCAGGUACUGUUGUUGUACGUACUUGGAAAUCAUCAGUGAAUAAAAAGCAAAGACCCUUCCCCUGUUUUACAUCUAGGGGGUGACGAGAGACAAAAAGUAACAGACAUAAUGAAAUGUAAAUUCCAUGGUGUGUUAGAAGGUGAUGGGUGCUGUGGGGAAAACAGCAGAGCAGGAAGAGGGAUUGAGAGGUCAGGCUGGUAGAGGGGGAAGGGGUGGGAGGGGUGUGAUUUUAAAUAGAGUGGUCAGGUGAAGACUCAAGAGGGGCCCAAGAGAGGGCAUUUGAGCAAGCUUGAAGGAGGGGUGGGAGUUAGCUAAGGGACUCUCUGGGGGGAGAGGUUUCCAGAUAGAGGGGACCGUAAACACAUGGUCCCACUGCCCGUGUAAGGAGUCCGUGGCUGGAGUGGAGGCAGGAGGAGUUGGGGCCAGAGAUGGGGGGAAUCUGGUAGGACAUGGAAUGAGGUGGGAAGCCACAACAGAGACACAAUCUGACAUAUUUUAGAGGGAUCUGGCUGCUGUGUUGUGAAUAAACCGUAGUGGGGGCAAGGAUAGGACAGCAAGAACAGGAAGGAGCUAAUUCAGGAAGCCAGGAGAGAGAGCAUAGGGAUUGGGAUCAGGUGGUAGCAAUGGAGGUGGCGAGAAAUGGACCAAUGCCAGGUGUAUUUUGAAGGAAGAGCCAAUAGGAUUCCUGCCAGGUUUGACAGGCAGUGAAACUGCAAUCCAGAGGAGGUCUAGCCAGGUGGCACACACCCACAGGUCACUGAGUAGAGCAGAGGAUGGGGGUAGAGGUGGCAGGAAGGUCCCUGGGGCUAGGGCGGUGUCUGGGGGGAGGAGAGGGCAGGAUGGGAAGAAGGAUUCUGUUGCAGCAAGUCACAAACCAGCCCCAGGCAGCUGGGCGUUAAUUUGAUCAAUGGCUUUUUCCUCUUCCCCUCAAUUCCCCUAUGAUGACCUUUUAAUUGGGUCCAUUUGUGCCAAGACCACGAACUGAGCAGAUGCCAGAGUAUUUGCCUAUUAUUAAAUAGAUUAGGAAAUGGCCCUAGGCUUUCGGCUGCCGGAAAAGUCAGAGCAACUGCGUGGCUUCUCUGAGGAGUAACCACAGGCCCUCCUUUCACUGCAGAGCCCAGGCCAGGCAUCUUGUCUUCAUCCGUGCUGCCCCUCUGUCUGCAGUAUCCUUGCCCCUGCAUGGCUCACCUGCUAACUGUCACCUCCUCCUUCAAGGCUCACUUCAAAACCCCCUCCUCAGGAAGCCUUGCUGAUCACCAUCCCUGCCCUCGGCCUCCUCUCCCUGGGCGGAAAACUCUCACAUGUGUGGUGAAGGAUCCCUCAAUGGAGGGCCUGCCUCUAACAUGAGACAUGGUCCAAGCUGGGAUUUUUAGGGAAGAGGGAUUUAAAGAGCAUUUAAAUCACAACCUCACUUAAGUAAAAAAAAAAAAAAAUACCACUUUUCAAUUUCCCCCUAGUUCCUCCCCACAGAGAAGCUGGAGUCAGAAGGGGUGGGAUGCAGGGAGGGGAGGAGAGAAGUGUGAAAUUCAUAUCUUGUGUGGAAAGGAACCCUCUUGCACUGUUGGUGUGAAUGCACCCUGGUACAACCAUUCUGGGAAACAGUAGGGAGGCUCCUCAAAAA
This is a messenger RNA of Felis catus (domestic cat), 12781 nucleotides long. RefSeq names its product purinergic receptor P2Y2 (gene P2RY2). Gene Ontology annotation, biological process: phospholipase C-activating G protein-coupled receptor signaling pathway; positive regulation of mucus secretion; blood vessel diameter maintenance. The transcript is spliced from 5 exons. Lineage: Eukaryota; Metazoa; Chordata; Mammalia; Carnivora; Felidae. The record is from RefSeq and is a predicted model, not a curated record. Gene Ontology annotation, molecular function: A1 adenosine receptor binding; G protein-coupled purinergic nucleotide receptor activity; G protein-coupled UTP receptor activity. Bases 632 to 1765 code for a protein of 377 amino acids. Gene Ontology annotation, cellular component: plasma membrane.